This is a messenger RNA of Anguilla anguilla (European eel), 4641 nucleotides long. RefSeq names its product membrane-associated phosphatidylinositol transfer protein 2-like. Gene Ontology annotation, molecular function: phosphatidylcholine intramembrane carrier activity; phosphatidylinositol transfer activity; phosphatidylcholine binding. Bases 129 to 4415 code for a protein of 1428 amino acids. The record is from RefSeq and is a predicted model, not a curated record. The transcript is spliced from 25 exons. NCBI's taxonomy places the organism in Eukaryota, Metazoa, Chordata, Actinopteri, Anguilliformes, Anguillidae. Gene Ontology annotation, biological process: phospholipid transport. Gene Ontology annotation, cellular component: cytoplasm.
UCGAUGAGAUCACCAACAGCGGCUUGAGGCGCCUGGGCUCGAACCCUCCCGCUGGAUUUCUUCUGAAGCCGGCCGACUGCGCCCCCCCAGCCCCCCUCACCCCCCACCCCCCACCCCCUCAGCUCAACAUGCUGAUCAAGGAGUACCGCAUCCCCAUGCCCAUGAGCGUGGAGGAGUACCGCAUCGCCCAGCUCUACAUGAUACAGAAGAAGAGCCGGGAGGAGACGUGCGGGGAGGGCAGCGGGGUGGAGAUCCUGGAGAACCGGCCGUACACGGACGGGCCGGGCGGCUCGGGCCAGUACACGCACAAGGUGUACCACAUCGGCAUGCACAUCCCCAGCUGGUUCCGCUCCAUCCUGCCCAAGGCCGCCCUGCGCGUGGAGGAGGAGUCCUGGAACGCCUACCCGUACACCCGCACGCGGUACACCUGCCCCUUUGUGGAGAAGUUCUCCAUCGACAUCGAGACCUACUACAAGCCCGACACGGGGAACCAGGUGGACGUCUUCAACCUGUCGCCUGCCGAGCGGAGGCAGCGCACGCUAGACCCCAUCGACAUCGUGAAGGACCCCAUCGCCCCCCACGAGUACCUGGCGGAGGAAGAUCCCCGGCUCUACCGGUCACUGAAGACCAAGCGGGGGCCGCUGACGGACGACUGGAUCCAGGACUAUGACAACGACCCCGGGAAGAUACCCAUAAUGUGCGCCUACAAGCUGUGCAAGGUGGAGUUCCGCUACUGGGGCAUGCAGUCCAAGAUCGAGCGCUUCAUCCACGACGUCGGACUGCGGAAGGUGAUGGUUCGGGCGCACCGGCAGGCCUGGUGCUGGCAGGAUGAGUGGUACGGCCUGACCAUGGAGGACAUCCGGCAGCUGGAGCUGGAGACGCAGCUGAUGCUGGCUCAAAAGAUGGCGCAGUUCAGCUGCCCCGAGGAGGGGGGCGAGCCCAACGGCGGUGCCCCCGCCUCCCCCGACAAGGAGCAGGACGCCAAGGAGGCGCCCGGCUCCAAGGAGGCGCCAGAGACCCCCGCCAACCCGCUGCAGAACCGCGGCGAGCUCACCAAGCAGUGGUCCACCUCCUCCCGGUCCUCCCGCUCUUCCAAGAGAGGAGGGAGCCCGUCCCGCCACAGCAUGUCGGAGUGGAGGAUGCAGAGCAUCGCGCGCGACUCUGACGACAGCACGGACGACGAGUUCUUCGACGCACACGAGGACCUGUCCGACAACGAGGAGAUCUUCGGCAAGGAGAUCACCAAGUGGAGCUCCAACGACCUGAUGGACAAGAUCGAGGCGGCCGACGCGGACGGAUCCCAGGGGGACUACCAGGAAACAGGUGGGGAGUACGCAGUGACUGGCAGCGGGGAGGGGCUCGGUGAGGACGGCUCUUCCCAGGAGCCCUUGCAGCCGUCUAAGAUCCACGUGCUCAUCCUGGUCCUCCACGGGGGGAACAUCCUGGACUCGGGGGCGGGGGACCAGAGCAGUAAGCAGGGGGAUGUGAACACCAUCAGCACGGCGUUUGAGACGGUGAUGCGCGUGCACUACCCCACCGCGCUGGGCCGCAUCGCCAUCCGCCUGGUGCCCUGUCCCGCCAUCUGCGCCGAGCCCUUCUCCCUGGUGUCCAAUCUGAGUCCCUACAGCUAUGAUGAAGGCUGCCUCUCCAGCAGUCAGGACCACAUCCCUCUGGCCGCACUGCCCCUGCUAGCCACCUCCUCCCCGCUCUACCAGGACGCCGUGGCAACCGUCAUCGCCCGUGCCAACCAGGUGUAUGGUGACUUCAUCAAGUCCUUGGAGGGGGCCACCUUCUCAGGGCAGGUGUGUCUCAUUGGCGACUGCGUCGGCGGGAUCCUGGGCUUUGACGCUCUGAGCAGCAGCUGCCAGCCGGUGUCUGAGAGCCAGAACAGCAGCCGCCGCGGAAGUGUGGCGAGCACACACGACAGUGACCUGCUGUCCCCCGGGAUCGUGAUAAACUGCUCGGGCGGUUCCCCUCUGGAGGGCAGCAGGCACCUGAGCCGCAGCAACAUCGACAUCCCGCGCUGUGGGGCGCCCGACGACCCCCGAAAACAGCUGCCCCGCAAACGCAGCGACUCCUCCACCUACGAGCUGGACACCAUCAAGCAGCACCAGGCCUUCCUGUCCAGCCUGCACUCCAGCGUCCUGCGGAACGACCCGGGGUCCCGCCGGUCCAGCAGCAGCACCAUGCUGGAGGGGGGCGCCCUCGGGAAGCUGGAUUUCGAGGUGUCCGACUUCUUCCUGUUCGGCUCUCCCCUGGGCCUGGUCCUCGCACUGAGGAAGACUGUUAUUCCCACACUGGACGUGGCCCAGCUUCGCCCUGCGUGCCAGCAGGUGUACAACCUCUUCCACCCGGCCGACCCGUCCGCCUGCCGCCUGGAGCCCCUGCUGGAGAAGAAGUUCCACCUGCUGCCCCCCUUCAGCGUGCCCCGGUACCAGCGCUUCCCCCUGGGGGACGGGAACUCCGCCCUGCUGGUGGAGACGGUCCAGAACAACCCCCAGCUCCUGCUGGAGUGUGGGACGGCCCCCCCCCUGCGCUACCAGCAGGAGGGCAUCUGCGAGACCUCCAUCCCCGUCCCGGUCCUAAACUGGCAGGCCGCGCCCCUCUCCGCGGCCGAGACGGACGUUAUUCAGGCUCACGGCGGAGUCUUCCUGGACAGCUCCUUCCCCUCCUCCCCCGUGAGCGCCUCCCACACCCGGGGGCCGCGGCGGGCCAGCGAGGCCAGCAUCGCCAGCCAGGUCUCCGGAAUGGCCGACAGCUACACUGUGUCCAACAUCGCCAACACACAAACAUGCCAACUUAAAAAUUCCAAAAAACUAAGCCUGCUGUCCCAGCUGGCACUGCCCUACAGUAAGUCUUCCUGUAGAAGCCCCUCCCCCAAGGCCCGCCGGAAAGCCGGGCAGAGCAGCGAUUGGCUGGAAGAGGCGGGGGAGGCGGGCUGCUUGGAUCAGAUAGAAAAGAGCAGCUCGGUGGGCUCCGAUUUCGGACUCGACCCCAUCUCCAACCUGCCGUCCCCGGACCUGCAGCUGGAUGCGGAGCAAGUUGCGGCUCGUUGGUGGGGCACCAAGCGCAUGGACUUCGCCCUGUACUGCCCGGAUGCGCUGACCGCCUUCCCCACCAUCGCCCUGCCCCACCUCUUCCACGCCUCCUACUGGGAGUCCACCGACGUGGUGUCCUUCCUGCUCCGACAGGUGAUGAGGCACGAGAACUCAAGCAUCCUGGAGCUGGAUGGGAAGGAGGUGUCCGAGUUCACCCCUUCCAAGCCGCGCGAGAAGUGGCUGAGGAAGAGGACUCACGUCAAGAUAAGGAAUGUAACAGCCAAUCACCGGGUGAACGACGCGGUGUUCACGGAGGACGGGCCGCAGGCGGUGGUGGGGCGCUUCAUGUACGGGCCGCUGGACAUGGUCACCCUGACGGGGGAGAAGGUGGACGUCCACAUCAUGACUCAGCCCCCCUCGGGCGAGUGGGUGUACUUCGACACGGAGCUGACCAAUAGCAGCGGCCGAAUAUCCUACUCCAUCCCAGAGGACAAGCGGCUGGGCAUCGGGGUGUACCCGGUCAAGCUGGUGGUCAGGGGAGACCACACCUUUGCGGACAGUUACCUGACGGUGUUGCCGUGGGGGACGGAGUUUGUGGUGUUCAGCAUCGACGGCUCGUUCGCCGCCAGCGUCUCCAUCAUGGGGAGCGACCCGAAGGUCCGAGCCGGAGCCGUGGAUGUGGUCAGGCACUGGCAGGAUUUGGGCUAUCUGAUAGUGUAUGUGACGGGCCGGCCGGACAUGCAGAAGCAGCGUGUGGUGGCCUGGCUCUCUCAGCACAACUUCCCCCACGGCAUCGUGUCCUUCUGCGACGGGCUGGUGCACGACCCGCUGCGCCACAAGGCCAACUUCCUCAAGGCCCUCAUCCAAGAGGCGCACAUGAAGAUUUUCGCGGCGUACGGGUCCACUAAAGACAUUUCGGUGUACACCGCCAUCGGUCUGCCCCCCUCGCAAAUCUACAUCGUGGGCCGGCCCACCAAGAAGCACCAGUGCCAGUUUAUCACAGACGGGUACGCGUCCCACCUGUCCCAGCUGGAGUACAGCCACCGCUCGGGUCCGGCCAAGACCAGCAGCAGCAGCCGCAUGGUCCUGCGCAAGGGCAGCUUCGGCCUGGGCACCAACGCCGACUUCCUGCGCAAGAGGAACCACCUGCUGCGCACCAUCUCCUCGCAGCCGGGGCCCAGCUCGCCCACGGGGGGCCCCGCCCUCGGCCCCGCCCCCGGCCACGCCCACGCCCGGCCCGAGCGCACGCAGAGCCAGUCGGAGAGCGAGCGGGACCGGGCCGAGCGCUGCCAGCGCAGCAUGAGCGUCGCCGCCAGCUGCUGGGGCCGCGGGGGCGCCGGCGGCAAGCUGGAGCCCGGGGCCCUCAGCCCCAAGUAGGCCCCGCCCCCCACCCCGCGUAUCCUCGGCAACGGGGCCGAAGAGGAGGAGGAGGAGGAGGAGGUAGGAGGGGCGGGCAGUGUGGGAGGUGUUGGCUCCGCCCCCUCAAAGCCAGAGACGAAAGGUAGGGAGAGGAGGAGGAGGAGGAGGAGGGAGAGGAUGAGGAGGAAGAGGAUAGAAGAGCGCCCAUGAGAACAAACAUACGGUGCUACAAACCUCAUCUUUU